AUGUCAUCUAAUAUUGACAAUAAAGAACCUACCUCAACUAAAAAAUCUGGUAGUAAUACUCAACAAAGAACAGCUAGACGACCCUUUUAUCCUUGGUCACGUGACGAUGUAUCAACCUUCAAGAUGCAUAUUACGCAUAGUUGUCCUAAAGCUCCAUUAGAAGCACAACUUUCUUAUUUUAAGCAAUUAGCAGAAGAUGACGAAAAUCAAAAAUCAAAAUUACCUUUAAAAAGACAAGAACAACUAGAAAACGGCAUGUGUUUUGCAUUUGUUUGUGCAGGUGUCUCAUUUAAUGUUGCCGGCAAUGAAAUUUUUCGUGCAUGGCUUCAGGAUCUUAGACCAGGUUUUAAUAUACCUAGUCCUAGAACACUUGCAGGAAGAAUUUUUAAUAAACAAAUUAUUAAAGGAUCUUUUUCAAAAUGCAUCUUGUCUCAAGCAAUACUAGUUGCUCAAUUUUUUAGAUCAUCUCAUAUUGCAAAUUCAGCGCUUGAAAAUGAAAUUCAGAUUAACAAUAUCGUAGGUGAAGGUAUUAAACAAUACGUAGCAACUCGUUGGUCAAGUUAUUAUGACUCAAUUUAUUUAAUAUUACGUUUAAAGGUUGCAUUUGUUCGAAUUUUAGAUCAUAAUCCAGAUAUUAUUACUAAUGAUGAAGUAUAUGCGAUUCUAAAUAAGGGAGAUGUAUUAACUAUAGCAGACGAAGCUGGGGAGUUAGAUGAUAAUGAUUCAGAUGAAGGCUCUAUCGAAGAUGAUGAAAUAGAAUUUGAAUCGUUAGAUGAGCUUUUAAAAUUGGAAGAAACUUUUGACUUAAAUCAUGAAAUUUUUACAGAAAAAGGUCAAAGUAAUAGUAUAGAAUCAAAUUCUGAAAAUGUAGUUGAAGAACAACCAAAUUAUGACUAUAAUGUAGAUAAUUUAAUUGAUGAAAUGUUUGCCAAAUAA
Messenger RNA from Racocetra persica, 936 nucleotides. The record is from the annotation of a GenBank genome assembly. NCBI's taxonomy places the organism in Eukaryota, Fungi, Glomeromycota, Glomeromycetes, Diversisporales, Gigasporaceae.